GGGGGGGAGACACAAAAGCUGUUGGAAAACAUGCUUAAUAACAAAUUCCAAAUAAUUUCCGCAAACAGAGGACUUGAGCUAAGCAGAAGGGAGCAUUGUUUGGACCGAAGGAGAGAAGGAGGAGGGAAUCACCUGCCCCUGAGGCUGUCCAACAAGAGAUUCUUUGAAUGCUACCACUGAGAAAUUGUUGGGCUCUUCCCCCCCGGAGCCAUCUCUCCCUUGUUGCCUUUCUCCUCCACAGGAUGCUUCCUGGGAUGCUCCUGCUGAGCUUUAUGUCCUUGCCCUGGAUUUGGGGGGCUCAGGUGUGUCAGUGCCACUGCACCUGCCUGCCAGGACACACCAAGAAGGUCUUGCGGGGACCAAGGAAGCAGAACUGGCAGCUUCCACACAGCUCUCCUCCUAGACACAGGCUAAGAGGUUCAAGGUCUCGCUCCAUGGAAUUUGCCCCACAGAUUCUUGAUCACCCCUCCAACCUUGUGGUAGGUAAGGACCAACCAGCCACUCUGAACUGCCGUGCUGAUGGAAAUCCAGCUCCCACCAUUGAAUGGUAUCGCAAUGGAAAGUACGUGAAACCCAGCAAAGAUGAUGCUACUUCCCAGCCUACCCUCCUGCCAGAUGGGUCCCUCUUCUUCCUCCGACUCAGCCAGGAGAAAGGAAAAUCAGAUGAGGGUGUAUACCAUUGCCUGGCCAGGAAUCAUCUGGGUAAAGCCAUGAGUAAAAAUGCAUCACUCUAUUUAGAAGUCCUAGAAGAGGAAUUCCGACUUCAUCCUAGUGACUUGAAGGUGACAAUUGGGGAAUCGUGGUUGUUGGAGUGUGUGCCUCCACUGGGACAUCCUGAGCCCACCAUCUCAUGGAAGAAGAAUGGAGUGCCCAUAAGUGCAGAAAAUGGCCAUUAUGAGUUCUCAAAAGAAAAAAUUCUGGUAGCCCAUGCUCAGAAGAGUGAUGCAGGAGCAUAUACCUGUCUAGCUGUCAAUCAAGUAGGAGAGCAAGUGAGCAGAGCAGCCAUGGUCAUUGUCUUUGAGAGGCCAACAUUCACUCGGAGACCCAAUGAUGUUGUAGCCAGUGUUGGCAGUAGUGUUCAGUUCAUUUGUGGAAUCCGUGGAGACCCAAAACUUGUUGUACAGUGGUAUAAAGAAGAUGGAGAGCUCCCUCCAGGGAGGUAUGAAGUAGACCAAGAAAAUGUCCUUCAAAUUCACCAUCUUACAAUGUGUGAUGCUGGGAAAUAUAUCUGUGCUGCUUACAGCCAUGGAGGGACCAUCUUUGCCAAGGCAACUUUAACUGUGGAAGAUCCACUAGAUACCAGGCAGAAGGAAUGGAACAGGCCAAAAGAUGUUACAAAGGAACUGAUGGAUAUCAGAAUUUGCCUAGUAAAUGUGACUAUUGUCCCCUCUGCUCCAGCUGCCCAUCUGCAUUGGAAGGUCACUCCAACUUCCCAGCCCAUAGAGGCUUACAAGGUAUUCUAUCAUUCUCUGCUGCCCACAAAAGUACACUGGGCUGAAUGGGAUGUCCCAAGAGACCAGCAGACUAUUAUUCCUGGACUUGAAAGAGGUUACAAGUAUGAAUUCAAGGUGCGACCGUAUUUGGGGAAGAUCCAUGGCAUAGACAGCAACGUGAGGCAACUGUACAUCCCAGAGGAAGUGCCAAGUGCUGCUCCACAAAUCAUCAGUAUCACCGUGUCCAGAGGUGGGAAUAGCACUGUGAUCCUUCAUUGGGAGCCCCCUCCACCAGAUACCCAUAACGGCAUCAUUAAGGCUUAUCAGGUCUGGUUCCUUGGCAAUGAAACUCAUCCAGGAUUUAACAGGACAGUAGAUGGAGACACAUAUAGCCUGGAAACAAUAAGACUCCCAAGUGGGCAUAAAUAUUGUGUGAAGAUAGCCGCAAUCAAUGGAGCAGGUGUUGGAGUAGCUAGCAAUCCUGUAUGUGGCACUGCAGACCCCAUGGUGGAGAAGAUGGCGAACAGCCCAGACUUUCUGUCAGCUAACUACAUGCUGGAAGUAGUGCGUCAGCCUGUCUUCAUUGCCAGCAUAGGUUCGGCACUCUGGAUCAUGUUGAUGGUGCUGGCAGUUUAUGUCUGCCAGCAACAAGCCAGGCAGUUUGGUGGCAGAAGAGGGUACGCCCUUGGAGAAGGACUGUACCGGAAUGCAAGUGAUGACACCAUCAUCAAACAUAGGGUAGACUCCAGUGAUUCUCCUUGGCUUUCAAAUACAUGGAAAUCCACAUCUGGUUCCAAGAAUCACAGUACCAGCAGCAGUCUCAGUAGCCAACUUCUGUGGAUGGAAUCCAAAGACAGCCAAGAAUUCCACAAAUCUACAGUGUCCUUUGAUAGGCAGAGUCAAGGAUCACGAAUCCAGACUGUACCUUUGGUAUCUGAUAGCAGCAAUAGUAACCCAUAUGGUGCUUUCUGCAUGAACCUUCCAGCAAAAGAUCUCAAGACCUUCUACAGUUCUUUGCCAUACCUUUCCAAUCCUAACCUACAAAGAAUGGAGUUAACACAAGUUGGUGAGCUCAUGUCUCAUGGCAGCCAGAACCUGAGGACUGAUCGUGCUAGUGGCCAAGGAAGAACACAACAAGGGCCAUGGAAGGCAGCUGGUUCCCUCUCCCCAAAUCGUACCAUCAGAGGAUCCUGGGCCAAAUAUGACAAAAAGGAGCUUCAACAGGUACACAGCACACCCUUGUCCCCAUCUGGAUUCUCAGCAGAUUGGAGCAACCAUAGUAGCUCAAGGAGUGUUGUCAGUUCUGGAAAGCACCAAAGAGUCCAUGGGAGGACAAAAAAGGUGCUAAAAACUUACAGCUCCUCCAAGUUCUCACUGUGCAGUUCACAAAAUGGCUCUUCACUGCCACCACCUCCUCCUAUUCCACCUGGUUUUCAAGCUCUCCGAGAUUCCAACACCAAGCAAGAGUGCUCCUGUACAUGCUAUCUUGAUCCCCCAGAGGACUUCAUGAACCAGCAGAUGGACAAGGAUUCUCUAAAGACGGUCAUAGAGUCUCUGGAUGAAAACCAGUCCUUCCCCACCUUGCCUUACAACCAGCUUUCCUCAGCUUCAGUUCCUGUAUCUCUCAGCGAUGACCAGGAGACAGUUCUCACCCCAGAAGAGGUGGCAGAAUACCUAGAACUCAGCACAGAAACUGAUUGUCAAAGGGAGCCAGAUGACAGUGACUCAACCACUUCCCACAUCCUCUUUCCAUCCCAUAGCUAUGGCUAUAUCUAUGGUCCUCUGGCCAUUGAGCUGCUGGAACACGAUGUGUUGGAUGAAGAUGAGGAUCCCAACAUGGUGGAAGGUCCCUGUUCAUCCACCAAAUUCUUCCACAGUUCCUGCCAAACCCCAUCGUCCAGCCUGAGUGAAGACGAGGCCUCCCUGGGAGGCUCCCUGGUGAAUGGCUGGGGAUCUGUUUCAGAGGACAAUGGCCCCAGCACUCGCUGCAGCCUGGUCAGCUCUUCAGAUGGUUCCUUUCUAUUGGAUGCCAACUUUGCUCAAGCCCUGGCAGUGGCAGUGGACAGUUUCUGCUUUGGCCUGACAAAGAAGGAAGUUGACAGGCCUUUGACAGAUUUUUUGCCUCCUGUAUCUCCUCUGGAUGGUCUCCUGCAUCCUCAGGCUCUCAUGAAGAGCUCAGAAGAAGUGCAACAGAGGCUUGGAUCGCAGCCCCUUCCUGUGUGGGAAUGGAGCACUGAUUGGGUGGACGAGAUGGAAGCCAAGUAUAUGCAACCAGCUGAGGGCUGGGAGGCUGCUGUUAAGCCAGGGAAAGCCAGGAUAGCUGCACCAGAAGAAGCCCAGCUGGUCCCUACUUCUAUCCAACAGGGAAUGAAUGACAAGUGUUGUUGCUCCAAGGUGGAGGGCCACCUACCAGGAAUCCUAAAGUAGUAGCUGUCCUGCUUUGGUUGGAGUUUGGUGUUUGGAAUUUGAUGAAUUUUGAAUUCUUUUUCAGUGCUAGGAGUCUAAUUCAGGAAAGCCAUGGUCCCUGUCAAUCAUCUGUAGAAAUGGACAACUCGUCAACUUUCAUCUUUUUAGAAAAGGGAAAAUGCUUAUCUUCCUUCCAUCCUAUUUUUGAUUUGAUUUUUAGAAGAAACCAGACUCAAUUUUCACCUAUCUUCCCUGGGCAAAUUCAAUAGGCCCAGGUAGCAUUUCUUGGUGUGGAAAAGAAUAAGUUGUACCUGUCUACUCUCAAAAUUGAGGAACUGGUCAGAAAGCAACUCUGAUUCCGGGCUGAAGUCACUUGGAUUUGGACUAGGACUUUAAAAUGGUGCAUGUUUUUUUUUGCAUUCUGACGGGGUCUAAAGACAUGGUGUCCAGGUCAGAAUGCAGAUAGGGAAAUAUCAGUUGGAUUGACUAGGCAAAUAUUAUUUUAAGACCAAGAUUUCUGGUUAGUUGAAGCUCAAGGCCCAGGAAAAGGAGAUUCUAAAUCCAGAAAAAGUAGGGUGUGCUUAGGUCUCUAACCUAAGGUCUAGAUAACAAAUAGCAGAAGUUGCUUUUUUUUUAACUUUAUCGCUACGUUAUUUAUAGGAUGGGGCACCUAGCAAAUGUUCUGCAAGUGGUCAGUGUGACAUGGGAGGUUUUUGAAGCUUCGAAAACCUUUUUAGAUAAAAGGAUGAUGGCUGUUGAGGUUUCAAACUCAUGCCAAGCUGUGACUUAGCAAGCUGCUGUACCUGUCAACCUCCCCCCACCAUUUCGUCUGUUGCAAAAGGCACAUGAGCUUGGUUGGUCAGGUGCAACAGGUUCAUCUUACCUGACCCAUUUCUGCCAUGUUGCACUUGGGACCCACUGAAAUAGGUUACUCUGAACAAUGUUUUAUUCAUUAUUAUUCCCAGUGGUUUUGUUUUCUUUGUUUUGGGUAGUUUUGCUCAAAGUCAUCUGAUUUUGAAGGAGGGAACUUCACUUUUCCUGUCCCUUCUGCUCGUGUGAGUCUCUGUGAGUCCAAAUAACCAAAGACUCAAUGAAUGUCACCCCGAACCUGCAGCCCUAGGCUGCUUCAAGUUUUAACAAACGGAGAGGGAGGAGGGAAGAAAGACCUAUUGAUUUCCAAUGCUGCAACUGACUGAUGGGGGCCUUUCAACCUCCCACACCUUUGCGCCUCAGUGAGCAGGCAAGAGAGAUUCAAUUAGUUGAAUGCCUUGUCUGAUGGAAAUAUCUAGCCCGGCCUUUGCUCUCUGCCACACUCACUUUGGAUCAGAGCUUUAUUUGGCAUUAGAAGGAUGGCUGCUUUUCAGCUGCAUUCUAGCAUUCCGUAAAAUAGAGUUGAAGGAUGCUUUAUAGACCAGAGCAAAUGACUCAUCCAUAGGCACUGAAGAGCCUGCCUGGAUAGAGCCAGAGACCAUUUGGUCCAACAUUUUGGGUCCCACAGUGGCCAGCCAGAUCAAUUCAAGAGCCUAGCAAGCAUCAACAAGAGGAAAAUUGCUCACUUCUACUGUUACUCCCCAAUAGAUGGUGUUUAAGAUCUGCUUCUUUUGAGUUAGUAAGCAUCCAUUAAAUCCAAUAACUUUUGGUAGCCCUUCAAUGAAAUGAACUUGGCAAUGGCCAUCACUGCAGCCCAUGGUAAUAAAUUCUGUAAUUCAGUCUUGUUUUGAAUGUAGACAUGAUUUCAGAAGCAACUUUGUGGGGCCCAGUAUCCCUCACAAAGGAGGCAUUAGAUAACCUUGUUUGUUCAUGCAGUGAAAUGACUGGGUUAUUAGUAAAGAACAUUUCUAAUAAUACUAUUAUCAGUGUAAGAAGGGUGGUAGCUCAGUAAUAAAGCAUAUACUCUGUGUGUCAGUGAUCCAGAGUUCAGGUGUUUGUGUGGGAUUGAGGAAGACUCCCAUUGAAGCUUUGGUGAGCUGCUUCCAAUUAUUAUAAACCAGGAUUUUCAAUCCUCUCCAAAUGUACUGAGAGUACAACUCUCUUAAGAUUUGGUAAUAAUGAUGUCAAUUCUUUCUUUUUGCCCAAAUUAUUUUUGUGUGAAUCCUGGAUUUUGAUCUUGACAUGCAUGUUGGAUACCACCAGUAAAAAAAAUACAGAAAUUGAAAAGUGUUUGUUCCCAUUUCUAUACUAAAGCAACCACUCUUUUCAUUUGCUCUGUUGUAAAUCUUGAACAUGCAUCUUCUGAUGUUCCAGGUAGAAUGAUUCAAAGGUCUGAUCCAUCUAUUCCUGACAUGCUGCUGCUGCUGGAAAAAGCUAUGGUGUUACCGAGAGCAGAAAAGCCUUGGCCAAUUAAAAUGCUGUCAACUUUUAAAGACUGUCCCUUUUCAUGACAAUCAAAAGGAUGCCUCCUCUCUUGAACUGAACCAUUUCAAUGUUCAAGGUUGUGAAGUUUUAUUCUUGCUUAGCUGAGAAAUGAUGCAUUUCUAAGCGGUAGAUCCUAUUGAUCAACAGAUGCCAGAUCAAUCUAUAAUAACCCUACUGGAGAUAAAUAGAUUUUGUCUGCAUUUCAGCCAAGUUCCAAGAUCCAUUACUUGGAUUAUUAUAGGACUCUUUCUUCCAUUGGUAUAUCAGAGAGCUAGAAUAAUAAAAAAAAGUUUUUUAGCUUUUCAGAUUUGUC
Messenger RNA from Pantherophis guttatus, 6507 nucleotides. RefSeq names its product roundabout guidance receptor 4 (gene ROBO4). Gene Ontology annotation, molecular function: protein binding. The record is from RefSeq and is a predicted model, not a curated record. NCBI's taxonomy places the organism in Eukaryota, Metazoa, Chordata, Lepidosauria, Squamata, Colubridae. Gene Ontology annotation, biological process: cell-cell adhesion.